AUGGAAGAUCAGCUCACGGCUCCCUGCUUGACCAUCCUUCCCUCUGGCUGUCUGGUGGCGCGUCAGUUCAGAAGCUUUGCUUCUCUCUCUUUGCAGGAUCUGGUCCAAAGAGCGUCCCAGACCCCAGCCCGCUCAGGGGAGGGCACCUGCUCUUUUGAGGAAGGGCCACAGGAUCUGGUUGAAGGAGCAUCCCAGACCCCAGACCGCUCAGGGGAGGGCACCUUCUCUUUUGAGGAAGGACUGCAGGCUUUGAGGUGCUCCCCUGACCCCUUGGCCCAGGAAUUUAUCAGGGCCAUAGAGACCAUCGGUCAGUUCGCUCUCCGCCUGUUCAGUGAGCAUCAGCAGCUGAAGAGCCGGCUGCACCGCCUAGAAGCCCAGCAGCAGGAGAUGGUCUCCCGUCACCUGGACGAGAAGGCGCAGCUACAGGAGGCAGUGCGGGAGCUGAAGAGAAACCAGGAGGCCUCCAGAGCCCAGCAAACCGCUCGCCAAAGAUCAGCCUCACGGCCCUCGCCAUCCACAGGCGUAAGGACUCUUGAAAAAGACUUCCACGUUCAGGUCCAGACCACUGGGAAGACUUAUGGCUACGAUGGGCAGUUUUUACAGGAUGUCUCCACGCUCCUGUCCCGCCAAGGCGUCUCUCUAAAAGUGAAGGGGCUCACCGAGAAUUCGAAACACCUCCUUCUGGUUUUCUGCCCCAUCGCUUCCCGCAUGGGCACCGACAUCGAAAACGCCCUUGAGAGACUUAGCAGUGAGCGGAUGGUCCUCCUGGUGGUGAUGCACUAUGUUCAAAAGGACAACCCAGGAACCUCUGUGGAUGCUAAGCACCGGGUGCCCCAUCCAGCCGUGGUGGGGACCGUGCACACCCGCUUCACCCUCCAGGAUGGCUUCUACCCUUGUGAGAUGAACGAGAGGGCCGUGGCUGACGUGGCAGCUGCCCUCAAGGCCCUGGCUGAAGAUCACGGAGGAGGGGGGGGGCUUGGCUUUUUCUGGUGUCCUUCUCGUGUGAUGUCAUCUUGUGGGGAAGGGUCGCAAGGGGGGGAUUUUAAGACACGUUUGGAGGUUGCUUCAGUGCACGCUGGGUUCUUGCACUGGGGGUGGGGGGGAUGCACACCUCCCAGGCCAUGUAGCAGCAACAUGCUUUCAGGUGAGGAGUUUGCUUGCGGUGGUCAGAGAAAUCAUCCCUAUUCCUCUGGGCAAGCACAGACUGACCCGGAGCCUCAGGCUGACUGGGCAGAGCUGGCCAGGUGCGCUUCCGUGUGUGAAAUAAUUGGUGAUGGAAGGGAAAGGCCAGCCGAGUGAUUGCAUGCAGUUGAAUUUUCAACAUUGUGUUACUUGUGGAAAAGGUGAAAUAAAGCAUGAGCGAGCUGAGGA
Molecule: messenger RNA, 1371 nt
Organism: Pogona vitticeps (central bearded dragon)
Lineage: Eukaryota; Metazoa; Chordata; Lepidosauria; Squamata; Agamidae
Source: RefSeq, a predicted model, not a curated record